Molecule: messenger RNA, 864 nt
Organism: Sclerotinia sclerotiorum 1980 UF-70
Lineage: Eukaryota; Fungi; Ascomycota; Leotiomycetes; Helotiales; Sclerotiniaceae
Exons: 1
Coding region: 1-864 (287 amino acids)
Source: RefSeq, a predicted model, not a curated record
AUGUCCAAUAAAAGCAACACCUCCGAUGAGAAGAAAGUCGAACCUGCCAUUGAGAUACCAGCAUCAAAACCAAUCAAUAAUACACGUUUCCGCCGGGUUUUAGUACUUGCUUCAAUUAAACUUGCUAGAAGAAUCCCAUACUGCCAUCAUCAUGGUAUUCUCAGCAUAUCUAGAGGAAUUUGCGUUAAAUACGGCGAAUUCAGGACUUUAGCAGAAGCAUCAGCCAUGAAAUUUAUUGGAGAAAACACAUCUAUUCCGGUGCCUAAGAUUUACUGUUCUUUUGUACGCAAGGGAACAACGUAUAUUGUCAUGGAAAGGAUACGCGGAAGCCCCUUGGUUCGUGGAUGGGUACAUCGGACGCCAGAGUCUAAGGCAAAGAUACUUUCUCAGAUUCGAGAGAUGGUUGCAGAGAUGCGCAAGUUGACUACGAAAUCGUCAAGAAUUGCUAAUGUUGACGGUGGAAUCUUAUAUGAUGGAAGAAUCAAUGGUCCGGAACGAUUUGGGCCUUUCGAAAAUACUAAUGAGUUUCAUCGGUACCUGCGAUCAGAUUUUCCAGUCCAUCCACAGAAUCCAGAGGGCGUCAAUGAGCUUAUAGAAUGGCACGAUGCCCCUUGGCUCGCUCCACCUGUCUUUACACAUGGCGAUUUAAGUAGUCUCAACAUUCUCGCAGACGGUGACAAAGUGGUUGGUAUCAUUGAUUGGGAAACUGCUGGUUGGUAUCCAUUCUACUGGGAGUACACAACAGCGAUGUACGUUAAUCCAUACAAUGAGUUUUGGAAAAAAGAGAUUGAUAAGUUCUUGGAUCCACUACCUACUGCGCAGGCUAUGGAGGAGGUUCGGCAAAAAUACUGGGGAGAUUAUUGA